Molecule: messenger RNA, 3578 nt
Organism: Lates calcarifer (barramundi perch)
Lineage: Eukaryota; Metazoa; Chordata; Actinopteri; Centropomidae
Gene: ube2f
Product: ubiquitin-conjugating enzyme E2F (putative)
Exons: 10
Coding region: 299-853 (184 amino acids)
Source: RefSeq, a predicted model, not a curated record
CAAUAACGAACGGCACUCGCUGCACUUCCGUUGCCCAUGACGCCGGAGCGAAGUUCUGACAGCUGAUUCCCCAGUCAGUUUAAAUCCACUUUGAGCCUCCAAAUCCUCUGUUUUUGGGGUGAUUUACAGUCGGACGUGCCCGCUACAGUCUCCGGCUGGAGUUGCAGACGGCGCCUUGAACAGAGGAGAGCAGGUUGAUUAUGGUGUAGCACGGAGCGCUAGCUCUGAAACAGCAGGCAUUUGAGAAGCAGUGCAGUGCAGUGUGGGGCAGACCGAGGCAGAUCACAGCAGCGUAGCCAUGCUUACACUGGCCAGUAAACUGAAGAGGGAUGAUGGAGGAAAGACGGGCCGUGCCUCCGGAGCCUCCGACUCCACCCACAGGGUCUCCAUCAGGGACCGCCUCCUUACCAAAGAAGUUGCAGAACUUGAAGCCAAUCUCCCUAGUACAUGCAAAGCCAGUUUCCCAGAUGAAGACAAGCUGCAUCAUUUUCAGCUGGCAGUGUCUCCUGAUGAGGGUUACUACCAAAGUGGAAGGUUCCAGUUUGAAAUAGACGUUCCCGAAGCCUAUAACAUGGUGCCUCCUAAAGUGAGAUGUCUGACCAGAAUAUGGCAUCCUAAUAUCACAGAGAAUGGAGAGAUCUGUUUGAGCUUAUUGCGGGAACACUCGAUUGAUGGUACAGGCUGGGCCCCCACCAGAACAUUAAAGGACGUGGUUUGGGGAUUGAACUCCUUGUUUACCGACCUGUUGAACUUUGAUGAUCCGCUGAACAUCGAUGCAGCAGAACAUCAUCUGAGAGACAAGGAGGAUUUCCGGAAUAAGGUUCAAGAUUACAUCAAGCACUACGCCAGAUGAUAGAAGCACUUACAUUAGCCUGCACCAAUCAACCAAACUGCUCUACCUUGCCUCUGCUUACCUUGGCCAACUCCCCGAUGUGUGUGAAUCAACAGCUGACUCUUUGACUCAUCCACUCCCUUCCUCCUGACACCACAGCCCUGCCUACGCCCUUCUCUGUUCCCCCAGUUGCAAUAAACUCCACCUCGCAGGAACAAAAUAAAAAGAAAAAAAAGAAAAAAUUCUCUGUUUAAGAAGGGACUUGCAUACAAAAGAAAAAUACGCUUUAAUUAUCCUAAAUGAUUGAGUGCUACAAUGACCACAAUGUCUGCUCGUUGUGGCAAGAUCACUGAACGCCGCCGCCUCACUGACGUGUCCCCGCGUCUGUCGGAAACGAGCCACGGCGACGAACGACAGGGGAUUCGAUGUGAUGAUUCACCGGCGAAAGAAAAAAACAAAAAAACAAAAUCACGUUUAGCUGUUUUAAAAUUUGAAGAAUGAUGAGAAAGAAUAUCUGUUACUAUCAGUUCUCUGUUCAGUGCCUGCCAUGUUUGUGUUGCUAAAGAGAAAAUGCAUGUGAGUUCACAAACACACACACACACACACACACACACACAUCCUUGUCGUUGAAGGUGAACACGUCUGAUACUCACACACAGACACACACACUCAAGUUGGAAAGCCUACAGCCCCACUAGACAGCAUGUGAAUGACCACAUUGUCCUGUUUUGUUAUUCUCCUUGCAUGUACACACACACACACACACACACACACACACACACACACCACAUCACAUACAAACCCUGUGUGUUUUCAGCCCCAUUACUCCUUAAACCACAGCCAAAUGUAUCGUACUGUUUUCAGCUUCACGUCCUCUUCACACCCCUACUGUCCUCUGUCUGUCUUUUUGUCUUCCUCUCUGUCUCUCUAUAACACACACACACACACACACACACACACACACACACACACAUGUGUACCUUCUCCCACUGAGGAUACAGAGGUGAAUUCAUACUUACAGUGCAGUCAGUGACAGUGACACAUUUGCUAUGACUCCUCUAUGCUUAAGCACAUUGGGCUGGAAAUGAAACAAUGGCGAUGGGUUUAAAGUACUGAUUCAGACCUAUAAUUUUACACCUAUAACAAAUAAACAGUAGGAGUAGGAGUUGUUGUUCUUUGGUAUAGCAGCUCUCUCCUCAUUGUUUAGACUCUUUUUCUGUUUUAUUUCAGAUGCUUUUAAGUUCAGUCCUCAAGUGAAGCAAGCAUGACGGACUGAAACACCUGGAAACACCCCUAAAACUGACAGUCAGCACUCUAACCCCACGGUUGUUUCAUUUCAGUCUCAUUGGGCUGCGUUACAAAAAAAACACUUUACUGUCCCAAGACUUUGCGAUUGCACUGUAAAUACCCUCUCGUUCUGUGUGUGGGAGGUUCCCCUGGCUAAGACGUAGAGUAUGUCUCUAUAGGAAAGGUAACAGUCCUUACCUCUCUCUUGGUGUGUGUUUCCUCCAUCUGGCAUGUCUUUAAAAAGUCAGCAGCAUGAGUUCAGACGGCAAGCUAACUAACUAGUGAGGAAACAAGCUGGCGAGUGAGUCAGUGGUUUUUGCUCCGUGCAAGAAACCCCCGUUUCACCAUUUGUGUGUAGUUCUCGACAUCCAUGGCAGGUUAGCUCACUCAUUAGCCAUCAAGCAUUGCUAAUGAACGUUUCUGGAGCUUCUUGGCUCAAAAUAACGUCAAACUGUCUUUAUAAACCUCUUCCAUUGUGGAUUUUGGCCAUAUAUUGUGUGUGUUUACAGAGAGAGAGAGAGACGGUGCCACUCGGUUAGCCAGUGAGGGUGUAGUGUGUGCAUGCUUGUGUGUGUCCUGCUUGGCUGUGGCUAGCAUUGUGCCUCCAGUUUAGAGUCACGUCUCUUAACAUCAGCUGUUGUCACACCGCUCAGCUUUGUCAUCACAUGUCUGCAUGAGGCGAAUCUCUGUAAUCUGCCAGGGGUGCAUUUUACUAAGGAUGUCAGAAACGUGUUGUUAAAGAUUUAAUUUUUAUGUCCGAGGUGUGCGUAAAGACCGAACUUUUUGUGCUUGUGGAGUGUGUGUGUGUGUGUGUGUGAGAGAGAGAGAGUGUGUGUGUCAGUAUGACGUGUUGAAACGAUGUGACUUGUUAGCAUGCUCUGGUUUCCUCUUGCCCCUCUUUUCUUUUUGUUAUUCUGGCCCAGCAUUCAACAGCUCAAUUUAGCUUUUUGUUUGUUUUGUUUUUUCCUUGUGAAGGUAAACAGAUCAACAGACAACACUGGCCUCUGUCAAAGUAAAGGACCUGAGAAAAAGGUCCGCUGAAAGCAGAUGUGAAUGUGGGCAUUCCACGGUAUUUUCCUGCAUGGUUUUGGUCCACUCAGACCUUGAAGGCUAAUGCUACUGCCUAUUAAUUUGAAGCCAUCCUGUGUUAUUGCAGUUACAGUUAAUUGCCUCCAGGAUAUGGUAGCCCACCACUCUGUACUCUUAGCCUUACUGAUACUCUGACUUUAGCUUCCUGACGGACACCUCGUCCUACGAUUAAGUUUGACAGUCAGCAGUGCUUUCGUUUUCCCGGGACGUCACUGGGAAAUGUCUCUGCUUGGGCUAAACUCCAUCUUUGGGCCAGGGGAGAAGAUUAACAGACCUGUUCUUCAAAUCCUCAACCUUUUCUUUCUCAGAUUGUAUAUCCAUUUUUUAAGAUAUAUUAAAGAGAAUAUAAAUAAAACAGUGUGUCUUUGAA